This is a messenger RNA of Adineta steineri, 1311 nucleotides long. NCBI's taxonomy places the organism in Eukaryota, Metazoa, Rotifera, Eurotatoria, Adinetida, Adinetidae. The record is from the annotation of a GenBank genome assembly.
AUGAUUGAAAAUAAGUGGACAGUAAAGGAAUAUAUAACUUACAGUCUUUUAACACUUGUUUUUCUUUCAUCAUGGACAGAUAUUAAUGGUAUAUUUGCUGAAUUACCACAAAUUAUUUUAACUCAACCAGAACGUUGGAAACUUGGCGCAUAUCUUGCACUUAUUACAAACUUUGGUAAUAUUGCACCAUUAACACUUGUUAUUAUAAAAUGUUUAAGUAAAAAACGUACACUUAAUUCUAUUCCAAUAAAUUAUGUUGUUAUUAGUAUUGGUAUGUUAUCAUGUUUUCUGCUGAUUUUCUUUUGGCAACGUACAGCAAUAAUAAAAAAUCAAAAUUAUAGUUUAACACUUCUUAUACUUGCAUUUUUUCUAUCAUUACUCGAUUGUACAUCAUCAGUUUCAUUUGCUGAUUAUAUACAAAAAUUUCGACGCGAAUUUACAAGUGCACUUUUUCUUGGGGAAAGUUUAACAUCAGUUAUACCAAGUUUAUUAGCGAUUGGACAAGGGAAUGGUCAACUUUAUUGUACAUCAUCAUUAAUUAAUGGAACAAAUACAACAACUGCUGUUUAUAAAACUGCACGAUUUUCAGUUUCAAUUUAUUUCUUAUGUUUAUUUAUACUUUUAACAAUUUCAUUUAUUGCAUUUAUACUUUUACAAUGGACAAAAAUCGCACGAAAUUCACGUCAAUUUAUAUCGAAAACAAAUGAAGAUAAUAAUAAUAAUGAAACUGUAAAUACACUUGUCGAACAACAAGAUGUUACUACUAUUCCAUCUGAAUCAUUUCAGUUAACUAAAACAUCCUACCUUCUUCUUUCAUUUGGAUGUACAUAUACAAGUUCAAUUCUAUUCGGAAUGCUUCUUUCCAUCUCAACAUAUGUUCUAAUGCCAUAUGGACAUCGAAUAUUUUAUCUUGGAACAAUUUUAUCACCAUGGAUGUUAACAUUAAUUUGGAUUUUAGGUAUGAUAAAACCUAUAAUAUCUAAACGUUAUAUAUUAUUAUUUAUUCUAUUGGGUACAAUAACAUUUUCAUUUGAUUUAUAUGUCUCAUUUAAAAGUCCAUGUCCACCAUUUGUUAAUACAACAAAAGGUAAUAUUUUUAUUUUAUUUAUUUGGCUUAGUACUUAUGUAUUAUUGGGAUAUCCUCGUUUAAUUAUUGCAAAUUAUGUUCGAAAUUAUUCAUCAAAUGGAAUGUUUUGGUAUGGUGUAAAUGUUCAAUUAGGUGCAUUAAUUGGUUCGAUUAUAGCUUAUCUUUUAAUAGAAACAUUUUCUCUACUUCGUGAAUGUAUACCUUGUGAAAUACUUCAUUGUUAA